CUCCAACCCGGUGGGUCGCGGCGCCGCGCACUCGCUCCCGGGUCACGAGCAUGACGGGCCGAGCCGGAGGGUCCGCGCGCGCUCUGGUCGCCGCGCUGCUGGCGCCGGCGCUGGUGGCGCUGCUGGUGGCGCCGGCGCGGGGCCGGGGCGGCCGGGGUCACGGCGACUGGGACGCCGCCGCGCCGCUGCCGCCACUGCCGCCCCGCGAGGACGCGGCGCGCGUGGCCCGCUUCGUGACGCACGUGUGCGACUGGGGCGCGCUGGCCACGGUGUCGGCGGAGCCCGCGGUGCGCGGCCGGGCGUUCGCCGACGUGCUGUCGCUCAGCGACGGGCCCCCGGGCGCGGGCCGCGGCGCGCCCUACUUCUACCUGAGCCCGCUGCAGCUGUCGGCCGGCAACCUGCGGGAAAAUCCACAUGCUACGCUGACCAUGUCUUUGGCACAGACGAACUUCUGCAGGAAGCAGGGAUUUGAUCCCCAAAGUCCCCUCUGUGCUCACAUAAUACUGUCAGGAACUGUUACCAAGGUGAACCAGACGGAAAUGGGCUUUGCUAAGCAUUCCCUGUUUGUCCGACACCCUGAGAUGAAAACCUGGCCGUCCAGCCAUAAUUGGUUCUUUGCCAAGUUGAAUAUAACCAACAUCUGGGUCCUGGACUACUUUGGUGGACCAAAAAUAGUGACACCUGAAGAAUAUUAUAAUGUCACAUUUCAGUGAAGCAGACACGGCGUCUUGAACAACACCCCGGAGGUGGCUGUGGAUGGCUUAUGCACACCUGAAGGCCUUAAUGUUUCUCUGUAGAACAUUUCCCAGAUGGGUUUGUUGGCUUUGCUUGCUUGCUUGUUUACAAAAUAGAGUUGCACUAUUCCUGGAUUUCUUGGAAGAUGUGGUUGCUAGAAUAUAUAUAUAUAUAUUUUUUUUGCAAAUUUUGAAGCCAAUUUCUUAGAGGGAUAUCUUUCAUUAUGAUCAAGGAAGUUUUAUUCCAUCCAUUCCAAAUAGUUUUCCAGCAGUGCUCCUUGAAGGGAAGCCAGUGCUGGAUUUAGACGGCGCACUGGCCUUUGAAGGCGCUGGAACACGUGUUCUUACUUCCUGGAAGCCACAGUGCUGGGGAGUGGGCCUCAGCCCACCGUGGCUCUGCCCAAGCUGCCUAGCCCGGCGGUGGGGCUGACCUGUGUGACUGUGCACGUGCGUAAUCACGCCACACCCUCCUCUUUGUGGUCCAUUCGUGCCUGACAGUCUUGGGGAGUUGUUGAUCCAACAUAGGGCAAAACUAUGUCUUACAAAGGUUUUUUUUUUUUUUUUCACUUUUCAAAUUAAAGUGAUAAUUGCCUGGAACAGAAGAAGUUCAUAAAUCUUUCCUGAUUUUGAUUUCCCCAUUAAAGUGGACACUAUAAUCUGUGUCCUCCACUCAAAAUACACACCCACAUAUAUGUACACUUUAUUUUAUUUUUCUUCCCCAAAUGGGCUUGCAAAAGAAGAAAGGAUGCAGGGAAUUUUGUGUGUCAUUUUCUGGUGUUCUGUUUAAGUAGAGUUUACCAGGCAUAGACCAGCUUAAGCCAGUCCCCAAACCCACUGCCCCCAGCUGCACUUUGUAGCUUUUUAAAGAAUGCCGCUCUCAGCAGGGGGCCGCGGCCGCUCAAAAUCUUUAAAUGGCUUCUGUGCUAUUACUACCUAAGUCAGGUCAUGAGGGAGAAGAUAACGUUAAAGAAAAAAAAUCACAUUUCUUCAGAAAAGAAGAAACUGGUUUUAUUAUCUGCACACAUGGUUUCAGAAGAUGAGGGAAGACCCUUCAAGAGGCGUGUCAGGAACCAAGCUGCCGGAUCCUUACAUGGC
Molecule: messenger RNA, 1829 nt
Organism: Lutra lutra (Eurasian river otter)
Lineage: Eukaryota; Metazoa; Chordata; Mammalia; Carnivora; Mustelidae
Gene: CREG1
Product: cellular repressor of E1A stimulated genes 1
Exons: 4
Coding region: 51-713 (220 amino acids)
Source: RefSeq, a predicted model, not a curated record